Molecule: messenger RNA, 2290 nt
Organism: Alligator mississippiensis (American alligator)
Lineage: Eukaryota; Metazoa; Chordata; Crocodylia; Alligatoridae
Gene: BRD3OS
Product: BRD3 opposite strand
Exons: 2
Coding region: 839-1093 (84 amino acids)
Source: RefSeq, a predicted model, not a curated record
GGAGCUCCGCCGCUCGCAUGGAGACCGGCCGAGCCGCCGCCGGGCCGGGCCGGGCCGGGCGGGGGCGGGAGCGUGUGCGUGUGCGCCGCGCCGGGCCAGGGGCAGGCAGCCCGCGAACGGUCUCUUUUGCCUCCGGCAACUGGAUAACUCACCCAGUGUCGGUCGCCUGGAGGUGACCGAAGCCGGCUGCUUAAAGCGCCCUGCAUCGACCAGACCCAGGGGACUUCAUUACUCGAUGCUUCCCAGGUAACUCGGGCCCUGCUUAGCAGUAAAAUCCAGCUUCAGUGCAGCCAGUCCAGUCAACAGCUGGGCCCGAGCCUGGACUGCUGACUUCCAAGAUCUCACUGGAUAAUUGACACCUCUCCCUCCUUUGCAGAAGCAGAAACACCCAAAGCUGGUGAAUUAAAAUCUCCGAGCUGUUUAAUGAGCCUGGAUUUUGCUGAGCCCACUGUUAGGCUGUCAACCUCUGCUUCAGUAGCAAUUUCUCCUUCCUGGAGAGCUGUCGCUAGCAAUGCGGUGACGGGUGCAUUAAUCCUCAGCAAGAAGCAGCAAUCUAGCGCUGUCAUCGUUCUGCAGCACAGGCCUUCCCAAAGUCCUGCGGUUGCACCGACGACGGAGUCAUGGUGUUUACCGUCACAUACAAGAGCUGGUGCGUUACCAGUGCCCUCUAUUGGGCACUAUUCUGCACAUGCUGAUUUACAUAUAAACCUCAUCCCAAGGAGAUUCCCCUUCCCCUCCACGCACAGGAGUCCUACCCCUACAUACGCCCGGGGACUAGCCGGCAAAUCCAUCCCCGCACACGGGAGCCGGUAUUGCAGAGUGCACGACAAGCAGAGUAAUGAAUGGCCGGGUGCCGCUAGCUGAGAAAGCCUUAUCCGAAAGCUAUGCCAGGCUGCGAUACAGAGACACCUCACUACUUAUCUGGCAGCAGCAGCAGCAGCAGCUGGAAUCCGGCCCCCCGGCUACCUAUUUAAGUCGGAGCCGGAGCAUGUGGUACUCACAGUACGGCAACGAAGCUAUCCUGGUACGGGACAAGAACAAACUCGAUGUCUCCAGAGAUACCGGGCAGUCCAAGUUUUGCACAGUUAUGUAACUGGGGUGGCUGAAUGCCAGAUAGCUGCAUGCAGCGAACACAUGAAGGAGCCCGCUGGAAGCCUUGGGCAUGUUUUCUUCAAAUUAAAAAAAAAAAAAUGGUGGUAGCUUUAAGUGUGUUCCACUCCACUACUGCUGCCUCCCACGUGAUGGGGAACAAGCUACCCAAGUCGACACAAGGGAAGAACAAGCAAAUUACCUUCCCUGCAAGCAAGACUGUGUGUGCCUGGUACCCACAUCCAUGUGGCACUUGCAUAAAUAUUUCCAUAAGGGAUGAUUUAUCUGAAAUAGUUAGACUUAGUGCAACCCACUAGCACGGAUGCAUGUUUGCUGGUAUAAAAGCGCUUUACACUGGCAGAGCUUUCUUUCCCUUACAGGAAUAGCUUUUCCAGUAUAAGCACUUGAUACUAAGAUAACAGCACCAGUAUUAAAGAGGAAGAGGGAUUGUAUCCUUUUAACUCUAUCAUUAAGGUGGUAUGAGUUGUGCGUGUAGAUUGGGUCUUCAUUUACUAAACCUGCAAGGAUGUUUGAGAGGUUUGAAUUUAUUUUCCCCAUUGAUGCCACCCCUAGCUCAGACUUUUAAUUGAGCUUGUCUAGGAGGAACGCAAUCUAGUCGGGUCCUCACCUAGACUAGGUGCACGGGCAUCAACACUAAGGGCCUGGGGGAAGCAAACAGAUCACCCUUCUAAAUGGUGAUGCACCCUCAGAGCCCAAAGCUUCCUCUGGGCUUACUCCUGCCAAUACAGAGGUUUUCCUUAUUUCAGGAAGUUUUAGAAACUUUCAGAAAGAUUGUAUUAACAUUGCCUUUGGUGCGAUCAUAGGAAGUGAGGCUGGAAGGUCCACCCCAAGCUCUUCGUUUUACUUGUUUUUAUGUUUCGACUUGGCUGCCAAAUCAAAAUACCACUUAUUCCACCCUCCUAACUGGCCCUGCACAGGGGUGCAACGCUUAGCACAUACACUAGUGACUGGGGGACGGAGGUUCACAUGACAGCGGAAGGCAGCCGCGUUGCGUUGUUUUCCACGUGACAGUAUGUUUUCCCCCAUCACUUAGCGUAAUACUGUUGUGCUGUUUGUCACAGCAGAUUUGGUGGUAAGGUUGAUAUGGCAUGAGAGUUUCUGUGUGUCUGUUAUAUAGUGUGGACUCGCUUGUUUUAACUGCUGUUGUCAUUUCCUGAUGAAAUAAAGUGACUGGAAUGCA